Molecule: messenger RNA, 1342 nt
Organism: Diaporthe batatas
Lineage: Eukaryota; Fungi; Ascomycota; Sordariomycetes; Diaporthales; Diaporthaceae
Exons: 2
Coding region: 78-1250 (390 amino acids)
Biological process (GO): ergosterol biosynthetic process
Cellular component (GO): endoplasmic reticulum
Molecular function (GO): sterol 24-C-methyltransferase activity
Source: RefSeq, a predicted model, not a curated record
AAUUUCAUCACAUUCUUCAAUCAAACACAUUUGUUUCCCUCUCGGCGCAAAAUCCAGCUGCAAAAAUAGACGACACAAUGGCUCCCGGACAAGAAGUUGCCCUCGCGAAAGACAUGACCUUCGAAAACAUUAUGCACAAGAAAACAGCCACAACGCACGAAGGUUUCUCAGCCAUGCUGAAUAAGGAUAAAGAAGCACAGCAGGCGGCUGUAAGCGAAUACUUCCAACACUGGGACAACAAGGAAGCCAAGAACGAGACGGAUGCCGACAGAGCCGCACGCACAAAAGAUUACGCCAGCCUGACGCGCCAAUAUUACAACUUAGCGACCGACUUCUACGAGUACGGGUGGAGCCAGUCCUUCCACUUCUGUCGCUUUGGUCCUCGGGAGGCGUUCCGCGCUGCGAUCGCGCGGCACGAACACUACCUAGCACACAGCAUUGGCAUCCGCAAGGGCGACAAGGUGUUGGACGUGGGCUGUGGUGUGGGAGGUCCCGCAAGAGAAAUUGCAAAGUUUACGGGCGCGUACGUCACCGGCAUCACGAUCAACGAGUACCAGGUGCAGCGCGCGGCGCGGUAUGCCGAGCAGGACGGCCUGGCAGGCAACUGCCGCUUCGUCCAGGGUGACUUUAUGGACCUCCCGUUUGAUGAGGGCACCUUCGACGCUGUUUAUGCCAUCGAGGCUACGGUUCAUGCGCCGAGCCUCGAGGGUGUGUAUAGCCAGAUUUACAAGGUCUUGAAGCCAGGUGGGGUGUUUGGAGUGUACGAGUGGGUUAUGACGGAUGCUUACGACAACGAAAAUCUGCACCAUCGUAAGAUUCGUCUCGACAUCGAACAGGGAGAUGGAAUCGCCAAUAUGGUCAAGGCGGAAGAGGCCCUUCGUGCUAUCAAAGCCGCGGGUUUCGAGCUCAUCGAGGCAGAGGACCUCGCUGAGCGCUUCCAAGAGGGCGCAGAGGGCUCAGACCCAGCACCAUGGUACUGGCCUCUUGAUGGGGCCGGCUGGAGGUAUGCCAAUACUAUAGGUGAUUUGGUUGGGACUGUCAGGAUGACCCGAUGGGGCCGCUGGGCGGCUCAUAACUUCAUGGCUGCCCUCGAAACAUUGAGACUGGCACCUCCCGGAACCAAGAAGACCGGUGAUAGCUUGUCAAAGGCGGCGGAGGCGUUGGUAUUAGGAGGGAAGGAGAGGCUAUUCACACCGAUGUUCCUGAUGGUGGCACGCAAACCCGUUGGAACACCAGCAACGCUUCUUUAAAAAGGAGGAAAAGAAAGUAGAAGGUAAGGAAUGCCAUGUAGUUCGUGUCCCCAGUAUUUUCAUAGACAUAGAUAAAAGAUAACAUUUGCUAC